Messenger RNA from Chenopodium quinoa (quinoa), 3663 nucleotides. Its product is annotated as leucine-rich repeat receptor-like serine/threonine-protein kinase BAM3. Lineage: Eukaryota; Viridiplantae; Streptophyta; Magnoliopsida; Caryophyllales; Amaranthaceae. The transcript has 2 exons. Gene Ontology annotation, cellular component: plasma membrane. Bases 347 to 3379 code for a protein of 1010 amino acids. Gene Ontology annotation, molecular function: protein binding; ATP binding; protein kinase activity. The record is from RefSeq and is a predicted model, not a curated record. Gene Ontology annotation, biological process: protein phosphorylation; hormone-mediated signaling pathway.
UAAGAGGCCCCAGAAGUUCAUUUUUUGCAGCACCCUUCUCUUCUUUAUUAUCCCAUUUUACAGAAAGAUAGAAGAAAGAAGAAAUAAAGCAAAAAUCUUUAGCUUAAAUUUGAAGACUCUUCUUUUCUCUCUUAAGAGGAUGUUUGAUUCCAUUACUAUUUCACACCUCAAGAACAAGUUUCCCAGAUUCUCUUCACUUUUACACACUCUUAAUUACUCACUUAAAAACCCAUCAAAGUAAAUAAAUUUUGUCCAAAAUGUUUAUCCUCUUCUUCUUCUUCAUCACACACUAAAAAAAAGACUUUCUAUUUUAAGCCCAUUUUUCCUUACCACAAAAAUCAGUAAAAUGCUCACUUCAUUGCUAAAUUUGGUAAUAUUAUCAUUCAACAUCCUCUGUUUCUUCUUCUUGUUGUUAUCAUCAUCUUCAUUAUCCCAUGUGUUAGCCUCAGAUUAUGAAGCAUUAUUUACUCUAAAGCAAGGUUUUCAUCACUCAAAGCCUUCAUUAAAUAGCUGGAAUCACUCGAAUUCGAGCUCGGUUUGUUUUUGGAAAGGAGUUAAGUGUCUUAAUGGGAGAGUAAUCUCAUUAGACUUAACUGAUUUAAACCUUGAAGGCUCUGUUUCCCCUGUUUUAAACACCUUAGAUAGCCUCAUUCACCUCUCCUUAGCAGGAAACAACUUCUCGGGUAGACUCGAACAAGUCGUACUUGAUAACAAAAACAAUCUUCGCUUCCUCAACCUAUCUAACAACCUCUUCGAUGGUGGGUUGGAUGGUUGGAACUAUUCCUCUACGCCGAAUUUGGAAGUAUUUGAUGUGAAUAACAAUAAUCUUAGUUCACCUCUUCCUUUAGGGGUAACAAGGUUGAAAAAACUAAGGCAUUUAGAUUUGGGAGGAAACUAUUUCUUUGGUGAAAUCCCAAGAAUUUAUGGUGAUAUAAUCUCCUUAGAAUAUUUGUUUCUUGGAGGAAAUGAUCUUCAAGGAAGUAUCCCAAAAGAGUUGGGUAACUUGACAAAUUUAAGGGAGCUUUAUCUAGGGCAAUUUAAUCUGUAUGAAGGUGGCAUUCCUAAGGAGUUAGGGAAUUUGGUUAAUCUUGUUCAUUUGGAUGUAUCAAGCUGUGGAUUAACCGGUCCAAUACCGAAAGAGCUAGGGAAUUUAGCAUCCCUUGAUACACUCUACUUGCAUAUGAACCAUCUUUCAGGAACUAUCCCUAAUGAAUUAGGGAACCUCACAAGUUUAGUUAACCUCGAUCUUUCGAUUAAUGAGCUUAGUGGGGAGAUACCUCAAGAGUUUAUCAACUUUAAAAACCUCAAAUUGUUCAAUCUUUUCGUGAACAAGUUACAUGGGUCAAUUCCUGAUUAUGUUGCUGAUGGUUUGCCUAGCUUGGACACUCUCAAGCUGUGGAAGAACAACUUCACCGGUGAGAUACCGCGAUUUUUAGGCCAAAAUGGGAAGCUUCAAGAGCUAGAUUUGUCAUCAAAUAAACUCACUGGUACUAUCCCUUCAUAUUUGUGUGAUUCAAACCAACUUAGUGUCUUAAUUUUGAUGAAUAAUUUUCUUUUUGGACCAAUCCCUGAAAGUCUAGGCUCUUGUACUAGUCUUGUUAGGGUAAGAUUAGGCCAAAAUUACCUUAAUGGUAGUGUCCCAAAUGGGUUGGUCUACUUACCCAAACUAAACUUGUUAGAGCUUCAAAACAACUAUCUUUCCGGUAAUUUGCCUGAAAAUGUUGAUCCUUUGUCAUUCAAUCCUGCUAAAUUAGAUCAAAUCGACGUGUCGAAUAAUCGAUUAUCAGGGCCUUUGCCUGUUUCAUUGUCCAAUUUUACUUCAAUUCAAUUUCUUUAUUUUGAGGGUAACCAAUUUUCGGGUCCAAUUCCACAGUCUAUUGGUCAACUUAAGCAAGUGAUUAAGCUUGAUCUUAGCAAAAAUUAUCUCUCUGGGUUAAUUCCUCUUGAAAUUGGAAAUUGUGUUCAUCUUACAUAUCUUGAUCUUAGUCAAAAUAAUCUUUCUGGGUCAAUUCCUCCUGAAAUUUCUAGUAAUCGAAUUUUGGUUUACUUGAAUUUGUCUAGGAAUCACAUAAAUGGUACGUUACCCGUGUCGAUAGGGUCUAUGAAAAGUCUUACAAGUGCUGAUUUUUCCUUCAAUGACCUCUCGGGCAAACUGCCCGAAUCCGGGCAGUUUGCCGUGUUUAAUGCCUCAUCCUUUGUGGGUAACCCAUUACUUUGUGUGUCGUCUUUGAAUAACCCUUGUAACUUAACCUUAGUUCCAAGUCCGAGUAGGAAAUUGAGUAGUGGUGAGUUUAAGCUCAUUUUUGCUCUUGCCCUUUUGGUUUGUUCCCUAAUUUUCGCGGUGGCCGCAGUCAUGAAGGCCAAAUCCUUUAAAAAGAGGUCAGAUUCUUGGAAAAUGACCACUUUCACAAAGGUAGAAUUUAAUGUCUCGGAUAUUCUUGAAUGCAUGAAGGAUGGCAAUGUGAUUGGAAGAGGGGGUGCGGGAAUUGUUUACCACGGUAAAAUGCCUUUUGGGUCCGAAAUCGCGGUAAAAAAGUUGUUAGUUUUCGGACCCAACAGGCAUGACCAUGGUUUCAAAGCCGAGAUUGAAACCCUUGGGCAGAUAAGGCAUCGUAACAUAGUGAGGUUGCUCGCGUUCUGCUCUAACAAGCACACCAAUCUCUUGGUGUACGAGUACAUGCGGAACGGGAGCCUCGGCGAAGCACUACAUGGUAAAAAAUUGGGAGGGUUCCUAGGGUGGAAUAUGAGGUACAAGAUUGGAAUUGAGGCUUCAAAGGGACUUUGUUACCUUCACCAUGACUGUUCUCCUCUGAUAGUUCACCGUGACGUAAAAUCCAACAACAUACUCUUGAACUCGCAUUUUGAGGCACACGUGGCGGAUUUCGGGCUAGCCAAGUUCUUGUCCGGGGGCGGCGCAUCAGAGUGCAUGUCAGCAAUUGCUGGAUCUUAUGGCUAUAUUGCUCCAGAAUAUGCAUACACUUUGAGGGUGGACGAGAAGAGUGAUGUUUACAGUUUUGGUGUGGUACUACUUGAGCUAUUGACUGGACGUCGUCCCGUGGGUGAUUUUGGAGAAGGGGUAGAUAUAGUGCAAUGGUCAAGAGUCCAAACGAAUUGCCGUAAGGAAAAUGUGCCUCUCAUAAUUGAUUCUCGAUUAACCGCGGUGCCCCAAGACGAAGCGAUGCAUUUGUUCUUUGUUGCUAUGUUGUGCACCCAAGAGAAUAGUGUUGAACGUCCAACAAUGCGAGAAGUGGUUCAAAUUCUAUCAGAAUAUCCUUACCAUGCUAUGGGAUAUCAACCUGCUUCAUCGACUUCAUUACUCGUUAAUAAUAACAAUAACAAUAAUACCAAGCAACAAUCUAAUGAUGUUAAGAAAGGAUAAAAAGAUUGAUCCAAAUCAUCAGGAAAAACUUGUGGUAUAAGGGUUUUUUUUUUUUUUUUUUUAAUUUUUUGGGGAAAUUUUUGAGAAUUGUGUCUAGAAAUGUAGUUUUUUGUUAUUAUAGUCUUCUAUUGUGAAAAAUUAAUAUGUAACUUUUUAUUUCUAGUUUCACUGUCUAAUUAGAUUUAGGCAUAGAGUGAAUAUUGGUUAUGGAAUAUAUAUAAAUGUAUACAAAAUAAUUUUGAUUCGACGAUUGUCUAUGGAGAUGUCGUAGACUCCUUAGCCCU